This is a messenger RNA of Leptomonas pyrrhocoris, 2144 nucleotides long. RefSeq lists its product as hypothetical. Bases 399 to 2144 code for a protein of 581 amino acids. The transcript has a single exon. The record is from RefSeq and is a predicted model, not a curated record. Gene Ontology annotation, molecular function: phosphatidylinositol binding. NCBI's taxonomy places the organism in Eukaryota, Euglenozoa, Kinetoplastea, Trypanosomatida, Trypanosomatidae.
AGUGGGUAGCUGGUCAUUCACGGCUCACAGCCUGCUUUGCUGCGAACACCAACUCAAGUCGUUAUUAGUAGCAUUACUAUAACUAGUGCCACCACACUUCUUUCUUCCCUAUUCUGUGAUAUAGUGCUCUUUGUUCUCGUAGCUAUCUACGCUGAUCUCCUCUACCGCGUGUGUUCUGCGUCAGCGCCUCAACAGUAUUUGGUGGUUUAUCGGAAAGUGUGUCUCUUACGUCUUUAUUAUUAUUGUUGUUAUUUUGCUUGUUUCGUGGAGCUUCGUUGUCUUCUUCUUUUUUUCUUCUUACGUCCGUCCUUUUGCUUUGCGAUCGCGAUUGCCGCUUUAGCUUCUUCGCUUUGCCCCUCUUUUAAAAAGCGAGAAUCGCCCUAAACGGAAGCUGCACGAUGCUCUCCGACAAUAAAAACCCCUUCGAAGCGGAGUACCAGCGGACGGCGUCCCCUGCAGCCCCGGCGACGCCUCCGCCGCACCUCUCUCCACACACCACCAACUCCCCAACGAGGGACACAGCGGCGACGACAAGCACCACCAUCCACGGCUACGACACAACGAUGACCACCAUCCACACCGGCAGCAACGCCGCCUCGAAUGACGCCGCAACGGUGGAGAUGCUGCCGGCUGGGCAUUCCGUCUUCACGCCGUUGUCGUCCCCGCACGCCGCCGUCGCCAGCGCCACGACGCUCAACGACUCCGUCACGAUCCACGUCCAGGCCGGCCACCCCAGCCGAGUCGUCUUAGCCCGCUUCCGUGUCGACCCGGCCUUCAAAGGCAAGGAAGUGGUGCGGGCGAUUACGUACUUUCCGAUCACGACGGAGAUUUUGGUGGACAACGACGCGAGUUUUACAGUGCCGGAUAUCCCACUGGACGCGCCGCACCUGACGGGCAUCGACAUGGGUGUGAAGCGGAGUGACUGGUCCCGCGGCAACUCCGCCACGGUGGAGCGUCGUUACAGCGAGGUGGUGGACCUGCGGGAGCUGCUCACGUACCAGUUCCCCACCCUCAUCCUCCCGCCCCUGCCGCGCAAGUCAAGUGUGGGCGACAUCGAGACCUACUUCAGCGCGUCGGAUGCCUUCGCGGCGCAGCGGCACAAGCUGCAGUUCUUUCUGUAUGAGGUGGCUGCCAUGCCGGAGGUGAUUUUCUUUUCGGAGUGGGUCGCGCCCUUCUUCCUCGACCCGCGAGACACCUUCGAAACGGGGACGCUGCUGCGCAUGCGGGCCGCCCUGCGUGAUGUGCGGCUGGCCAACCGCGCCUUCCACGAGUGCAGCCGGCGGCACCGCAGCUUCACCGACUACACGGCGAACAAAAUCGCCGCGAAAUCGAGCAGCUUCGUCCGCUCCAUCGCCGGGUUCUUCUUCUCAUCGAAGAGCAGCGACGAGUCAUCGGAAAGCAUGCUAGGCGGUGGUGGCAGCAGCAGCAACAUGCCCGUGCCCACAACGUCGUCCUCUGGCACCUACGACUGGACCUACCUCCCGCCCGAAGCGAAGUCCGACGCCUGUGCGUGGGUGCGGGUGUGCGAGCAGCUUACCCGGCGUCAACAGGCCAUGAAGGAGUCGUCGCGCUGCUUUGAGAAGUACUUGGCGUCGUUGACGCAGACGAACGAUGCCCAGCUGAUGGUGGCGCAGUCGUUCGAGAGUUACGAGUUCACCCUGCGCUCCACGCCGGCCUUUGCGUCGCUGGGCGAGCAGCACCACCUCGCGGCCCGCCUGAUCGAUGCCGUCUCCAUGAAGCGCCGCGACUUUCUCGAGCGCAAGUACGUGAACGUGUGCAUGCGUCUCAGCUUCGAAAGCAACCUGAUCGAUGCGGUGCUGGACGCGGUGGACACGGUCCUGGGGCAGUAUCAGUUCCUCUCCAGCGCCCAGCUGAUGAACACGCGUGACCGGACGCAGGAGGAGGCACUGCGCUACACCCAAGCGGUGAGCCGAGCGCUGCUGGUGGACUACCGGGAUCGCUACAAGUUCAACUACAACAAACGUAUGCGCAAUCUUAUUCGAGAGCAAAUCGCCCGCCCGUCGUACGAGCUCGCCUCCGCCGUCGAGCAGGUGACGCGAAGCUCGGACUUGCUGCGUGAGGUGCAAGACGCCUCCUUCACGGCGGUAGACGUGCAGGGCACCGCUGGAGCGUCCGCUGCUUAG